Messenger RNA from Onychostoma macrolepis, 2929 nucleotides. RefSeq names its product ephrin-A2-like. Lineage: Eukaryota; Metazoa; Chordata; Actinopteri; Cypriniformes; Cyprinidae. Gene Ontology annotation, biological process: axon guidance; ephrin receptor signaling pathway; osteoclast differentiation. The transcript is spliced from 4 exons. Bases 754 to 1371 code for a protein of 205 amino acids. Gene Ontology annotation, molecular function: ephrin receptor binding. The record is from RefSeq and is a predicted model, not a curated record. Gene Ontology annotation, cellular component: plasma membrane.
GCGAAGAGACUGAGACAUGUGCUGAGAGAGAGACAGACAGCGCGCUGUGGAGGCAGGACCGCUCGUCUUUAGGUAGGAGAGACAGAAAAUGUCAUUUCGCACUUGUGAGAGCGUCGUCGGUCUGUGAGGAGCAGCAAGUUGUUGACGCGCAGAAGCGACAUUUAAAGCGCCACGGCAUCAACUUUGCGCGUGAUGCGGCGCGUGUGGACUCAGCAUCGCGACUGUGAGAGCGCCACGAGACCGCAACCGAGAUAACUUUCACACGGCAGUUGUAGUCACGGAAGUGUAGGCUACUUUUUCCUCUCACUGACUGCUGAUAAAGAAGACCGAGUCGCUUCAGGUGGCUUCAGAGAGAGGAGACGCACGGACCGCGCGCGCGCGUGUGUGUGGAGUACCAGCAGGAUUUUAGAGCGCGCACGUUCGCCUGAAUGGAUGGUAAAGAUCUGGCCACUUUUUACGAGUCUGAGAAAAGUUUCUGAAAGCCGCUGGAAGAAAGAAUGGAUGCGAAAAGCGAGCGGUAUUGUAGUUUGACACGCAGCGCGAUCGUCAUGGAAACAUCUCAAGCUAUGGAGGUCGAGAUGCUGGACGGAUCCUCCGUGAGAAGUUCAUUCGCUGAGCUUUGACUUUACUUUUAUUCCUUCGCAGAAGAAUGUGAUGCGUGUGAAUAAGACUCACCCACACGUGAUCGUUCUUCUUAAGCGCACCUGCUAUUAUUAACUGAGCUUGUAUUUUCUCCCCGUUUGCGUUGACAUUAUGGACAAGAACUCUAUUGCGUAUCAGAUGGAGUUGACGCUUUUCAUGGUCGUCCUCCUGUUUUGGGUCACCGUGUGUGCGGAUGACAGUAAGAUCAUUUCAGACCGGUAUGCUGUGUACUGGAACAGCACGAAUCCCAGAUUCUUGCAUGGUGAAUACACAGUGGAGGUGGCCAUCAACGAUUACCUGGACAUCUACUGUCCGCACUACGAGGACCAUCUUCCUCAGGAGCGCAUGGAGCGCUACAUCCUUUUCAUGGUCAACUAUGACGGCUACACCACCUGCAACCACCACAUGAAAGGCUUCAAGCGCUGGGAAUGCAACCGCCCAAUGAGUCCGAAUGGGCCCCUCAAGUUCUCAGAGAAGUUCCAGCUGUUCACACCCUUCUCUCUGGGCUUCGAGUUCCGCCCAGGCCACGAAUACUACUACAUCUCCUCACCACACCCCAACCUCGGUGGGAAGCCGUGUUUGAAGCUGAAGGUGUAUGUCAAGCCUACCAAUGACUCUCUGUACGAGUCUCCAGAGCCGUUCCUGACAGAUGACUCCAGCGGUGGUUGGGCAUUAACUCCCAGUCUGUGGCUCAUGCUUCCGCUGCUUCUGCUCCUGUGUCCCUCAUAGCAUUAUCACCCCCUGAUCAUGACCACGCCCACCCAACCUGCUUCGCCCUGCCCCUUCAUGCAUCACAAUGACACGCCACGCCCAUUCAGUUCUGGAGUCCAGUCAACAGACGUUGAUAUGGAUUUUUACCCAGCCUGCAACCCUGCAGGACAGCCGCUAACCAGCCCUCAUUUGCAGUGACACUUAUGCCCCACCCAAAUACCCAAAUUUGGGCAUUCCUGCAUCGGCGCUCUUGCUCGACUGACAAAAGACAUGUGAAUUGGCCAGCUUUUUUGAGAGCGCUCUACUUUUCUGCCAACAUCCCACCAUCAUCCACGUGUCAGGAGACAGAUUCAACCGACUGCCAUCUGAAUCGCUCUGUUUGUCUGUGUUAACCACCUACCUGAGCCUUCACUGUCAUCUGAGCUCAAUUUUCACGUUUCUGAGAGCGUGUGCGAGUGUUGAUGCUUGUGUUUGCGUGUGUGUUUGUGCUCGUUGGUGCGCGUAUGCCGAUGUUCUCAUAUGAACAAAUGUACAGAGCAGUCACAGUCCCUUACAAAAUUACUAGAAAAACUUGUUCCAUUACUCAUUGAGAGAAGAAGACAAUUCUAUCUGUGAAUCUGCCAAAGACACUACUUAAACUUUUUUUAAUAAGAGGAGGGGGACAAAUACUGGCUUUGGUAGGAGAUUACAUGCAACCACGGAACAUUUCAGGCUUUUAGAGUCAUGGGAGGGGAGUGACAGACAACAGUGUAGAUUUUUCUAUUAUUAUCUUUUUUUGUCAUACAAAAAAGAAACAAAAAAACAAGAAUGUUGCAUAGAUUUAAAAAAAAAAUAAAAAAACAUAGCUAAAAAUGGCCUUUUUUCACUGGUGCUUAAUCUGAAAUGAGCUUGUCUGUCUUGAACUGCAAAAAGAUCAUUUUCUUAGUUAUUAUUUUUGACUUGUUUUCUAGUAAAGAUAUUAAAACCUUUGCAAAAUAAGAUAUUUAACAUUGAAUGAUGUUUUAUUUACCCUAUUGGAAAAUUAUGGAGCCCCUGAAGUGACCUUUGUUAAAAAAAAAAAAAAUAAUAAUAAUAAUAAUAAUAAUAAUUUUAAAAAAAAGACAAGAAAGGUUUUCUCUGAAAAUUUCCCAGUUAGAAAAUUAAUAAAACAUUUUCUUGUUUUGUCACACAAUAGAACAACAGUUUUUCUCAUUCAAACAAAACAAAAAAUCUUCUGGUCCGUGUGAAUUAGUUUCAUUGUGUGUAUGAAACAGUUUUUUUUGUAUGCAUGUAUCACUGAAAAAAUAGUGUAGGAUUUACUUUGAAACAAAUUUCACUCAGAAACUGUUAGAAGUCACAAAGUUACAAAAAAACGACAAGCAGAUUUUGAAGUAGAAAGAAUUAAAUGGUUUUUUUUUUUUUUGUUUGUUUGUUUUUAAACAUAAUUUUUUACAAUAUAGAUGCUUUCUGUGCCAAUUUAGGGGCUCCAUAGCAAAUAAUAAUCUUUUUUUGUGUGCUUGUUUGUUUUAGCAUAAAUCUGAUAAAAUAUUAGGUUUGCGUUUAAGAUUUUUUUUUUUUUUUUUUCCAAAAAUAAUAA